Drosophila elegans is the source of this 599-nucleotide messenger RNA. RefSeq names its product salivary glue protein Sgs-3 (gene Eig71Ec). NCBI's taxonomy places the organism in Eukaryota, Metazoa, Arthropoda, Insecta, Diptera, Drosophilidae. The coding region runs from base 13 to 585 and encodes 190 amino acids. The transcript has 3 exons. The record is from RefSeq and is a predicted model, not a curated record.
AGCAAUACCAAGAUGUCGAAAGCUACUAUUAUUUUUGCUAUAGUUUGCCUUUGCGUGGCUGUUCAGGCUCAAACUACUGUAAGGCCACGUGAUCGAGAGAUUUGCCAAACUGAGAACGCCAAGUGUCUACGAAAUGAACGGCGAUUGGGAAGGGAAAGUGACAUCUCAAACAUCUUCAAUAAUCACUGCCGUGGAGCUGAUAGAUCCUGGCGCAAUAUUACUCGUUGCGAGCUAUCUUUGGCCACUUGCCGCUUGACUCUUGAAAAUUGUAGCCUCAUUAACUGCCAGAAUGUGAAAAGAACGCUUGGGGGUGGUGGAGUCACCGGCCGUCCUCCAACUUCACCGCGAACUACGACCCGCAGGACCCCAACACCUAGGACACCAUCUCCUGCACCUAGAACUCCGUCACCUCGUACUACCACCACUCGUAGGUCAGGAACUAGAACACCCUCUCCUCGUUCUACUACCACUCGUAGGACCCCAGGACCUAGGACUCCAUCUCCUCGUACUACUACCACUCGUAGGUCAGGACCUAGGACUCCUUCUCCUCGUCGUACUACAACUCGUCGCCCUUUGGAAGACUAAAACCCUUCAGAACU